CCAUUUAUUUAUGCGCGAAAAUGCGAUUGUCCGCUGCUCUUUGCUGCUAAAUCGUGUUUUAGGUAUCAACGGUUAAUCGGUAUUUUUUGGCUUCGUUUCUGGACCAUCCAAAAUUUUCUCGCACUCAAACCGCUUGUUAAAUAAAAUGUUCUGUAAAGCAAAACAACAAAAAAAAUUGUGUCCUCAAACGACAAGUUCACCAAAUCCCCACUAACCUUAGCAAAUUGAUACACAUUUACUAAAAAAGCCUUUGAAAAUGAAACAAACAUUUUCUUUUGGACAAAAAAACUCUCUAAUAACCAACUUUGCAACAUACCCAAGAACGUCAAAGUUGGUCAAAGUGAUACGAUGGUGAUACGUAACCUAAAAACUCAAUCUUUCAUGAUCCCCCUUCAAAGCAAUCAUGUUUAAGAAACCUGUGCGAAUAAAGAGCAACAACCAAGUGAAGGGGUCGGAAAGAAAGGCAAUAAAAGACCUAUUUUGCAAAAACUUUUCCAACGUCACCGAGGAGCAGAUCAAUGCUCUGUUCAACAACAAGAAGGAGGCUCUAAACUGCAUAAAACUGACGACUCACUCAAAUGAAAUCGUUCAGGUUUACACCAUCCAGAAGCAACCGCUGUUUUUCAGCGUACAAGGCAAAAUGCUGCCCACAGUGUUUUUGUUGUGGAGGCUUCCCAACUUAGUGGCAAGCUUUACAACACAUCCACAAGUGAUGAGUUUCAUUAGUUCGGGCGCUGAUUUAAUGCUAGCGGGGUUGGUCACACCGCCUCCCCAUUCCGGGUUGCCCCGGUACAACAGUCUCCCCCAAAGCAGCCCGGUUUAUGUUAAUUUAUCGAGUAGUAGUGCGGCAGUUGCAGUGGGCCUGACGGCGCUUAGCUCCUAUGAUAUGGAGCGGGCUGGAGGAAGAGGCAAGUGCGUUUUGCUGUAUCACUUUUACGGUGACCAUUUGUGCUCAGUGGAAGGUAACAGCAAUAUCCCAAUCCCCAAACUGCCGCCUCCUGAGUGGCUCAGCUUGAGUGACUAUCAAGCAGAUUUUCCUGCUUUGGGCGACAACAGUGCCGAUGCUCCCAAACUCUUGGAGGUGAAUUCAAACGAAAACCCUCAAGAGGAUCCAAUUCCAGCAGUCAUUGAAGAAGACCCUGAUCAGCCUGAGGCCAUGGACGAGCUACUGAACUACUGCUUCCUGGCGGCUCUCAAAUACUCAAAAUCCUUGGCGUUGCCGGUGUUGAUAUCCAACUUCUUUAAACUGCAAAUGUUGCCGAUGUGCCCCCCUGGGCCCACAUUGGACAUAAAGAGAACGUCGCACAAAAAAGUGAAACCCUUCCUGGACGCAAUGGCCAAAAGUGGGCUAAUCACAAUACAAGAAAUAAGAAAGGGAGUGGAAGCAGUGACGGAUAUAAACAAAACCCACCCCAAGUUCAACGAAUUUUACAUUAAACCGGAAGACCGGCCUAGACUGGACUCUGAUGAUGCAAAGAGGCAAACAGUGGUGACUGAGUCGUAUGCAAUCACUCACAACGUUUUGCCAAUUUUUCAGCCCGCUGGAUACCACAAGGGUGAUAUCCUUGAAGUUCCAAACAUCAGGAAGUGUGUAACGGAGCACGUUAAGCAAAAUAAUUGCCAAGUCAGCACGAAUCCCAAACUAGUUCACCCAACCACAGCAGUAUUGAAAACUGUUUGCAAAACGGAAAAUCCAGUUUCUUGGGAAGAAGUCUUUGAGAAAGUGUGCGAGUCGAUGAAGUCUUGUUUCAAAGUGAGCUCAGGCAAUGACUUCAGCCAACUUAAUAAGGGAAAAGUCUCCCCCAUCUAUAUGAGUGUUUCGACCAGAUCAGGGAAUAAAAAAGUGACUUUAGUGGACAAUUUGGAAGUUUUCGGAGUCAACAUCCAGGAAUUUGCCAAAGAGUGCCAGCAUGGAGUGGCUGCCAGCACUAGUAUCACUCCCACACCUCCAGGCAAGAAAUGCGAUCAGCUUCUAGUCCAAGGAAACCAAGUGAUUUUUAUACACAAUUUAUUAGUGGACAAAUACAAGAUACCCAAACAGUACAUCAGAGGACUAGAGCUGGCGCCUAAAAAGAGAAAAUAGCUGUACUUUUAUUCAAUAAAAAGUUAAUAUUAAAA
Molecule: messenger RNA, 2118 nt
Organism: Dendroctonus ponderosae (mountain pine beetle)
Lineage: Eukaryota; Metazoa; Arthropoda; Insecta; Coleoptera; Curculionidae
Gene: eIF2D
Product: eukaryotic translation initiation factor 2D
Exons: 1
Coding region: 404-2083 (559 amino acids)
Biological process (GO): formation of translation preinitiation complex; translational initiation
Molecular function (GO): RNA binding; translation initiation factor activity
Source: RefSeq, a predicted model, not a curated record